Austrofundulus limnaeus is the source of this 3594-nucleotide messenger RNA. It is a transcript of the gene lztr1, whose product is annotated as leucine zipper like post translational regulator 1. The transcript is spliced from 19 exons. NCBI's taxonomy places the organism in Eukaryota, Metazoa, Chordata, Actinopteri, Cyprinodontiformes, Rivulidae. Gene Ontology annotation, cellular component: Golgi apparatus. Bases 605 to 2947 code for a protein of 780 amino acids. The record is from RefSeq and is a predicted model, not a curated record. Gene Ontology annotation, molecular function: protein binding.
GAAAUGCGUUUCAAGCACUUGUUUUUGCACGGAUAAAAGUUAAAAUUGACCAAAUGAACAGUUAUUUUUAAUACUAUUGAGGACCCAAUUGUCUGUCGUUACUUAUUUAUGGCAUAUCUUUAGGGACGCCUUUUGACUGAGCGAGUUACUUUUUUAGCACAACACCGGUAUUAACGGGGGUGUGGUUGGCAGCUGAUUCUGAAUACUGUCAGUGCUUUCGCCUUUUAAUUUUUUGUGCUUAAUACUUCGUUACGGUAUCGUUCAAUACGUAUUCAAGGUGAACCAAGUAUUAAGUCGGAUAAAAUAGUAUUUUAGCCUAACGUUAUUAGCCGCUGUUUGUUAAACUUAGUCGCUUAACCUGUUUGUUUUGUAGAGUUCGCUGUAGCACCGCGCUAGCUAGCUAGCUAGCUGAUGCUAACCGUGAGCAUAGCUAGUAGCUAAUCAGGAGGAUCCCACUUUUCUUAUUUAAACAAAGCUGACUUUUGUGCUGACCAUCUCAGGACAUUGAUCGCAAAAGUAUCAACAGCCAGGGCAGAAAAUWAUGAUGUCGCUGACAGAGGACGAGUGGCCCUGAGAACUGAUCCUGUCAAAUGAGUUAGCGAAAAUGUCCUGCAAGUCAACCAAAGUGGCUCCGAGUGUAGAUUUUGACCACAGCUGCUCUGAUAGCGUGGAGUAUUUGACGCUUAAUUUUGGUCCUUUUGAAACUGUUCAUCGCUGGAGAAGACUCCCUCCCUGUGAUGAGUUUGUUGGAGCAAGGCGCAGCAAACACACUGUUGUGGCUUACAGGGAUGCCAUAUACGUGUUUGGAGGAGACAAUGGUAAGAACAUGCUGAAUGAUUUGCUUCGUUUUGAUGUAAAGGACUGCUCCUGGUGUCGAGCUUUCACUACUGGAACACCCCCUGCUCCUAGAUAUCACCACUCAGCUGUGGUCUACGGCAGCAGCAUGUUUGUCUUUGGGGGCUACACUGGUGACAUCUAUUCAAAUUCAAACCUGAAAAACAAAAAUGACCUUUUUGAGUACAAGUUUGCAACUGGACAGUGGACUGAAUGGAAAGUGGAGGGAAGCUUGCCAGUGGCCCGAUCUGCUCACGGAGCUACAGUCUACAACGACAAGCUGUGGAUAUUUGCUGGCUAUGACGGGAAUGCCAGGCUGAAUGACAUGUGGACCAUCAGUCUGCAGGACCGAGAACAUGCAUGCUGGGAAGAGAUUGAUCAGAGUGGUGAGAUUCCUCCAUCUUGCUGCAACUUCCCUGUAGCUGUGUGCAGGGAUAAGAUGUUUGUGUUUUCCGGUCAGAGCGGUGCCAAGAUCACCAAUAACCUCUUUCAGUUUGAGUUCAAAGGCCACAUGUGGACCCGUAUCCCAACAGAACAUUUGCUGCGGGGCUCUCCUCCACCUCCGCAGAGACGUUACGGACACACCAUGGUUGCCUUUGACCGCCACCUGUAUGUGUUUGGAGGCGCUGCUGACAACACGCUGCCCAAUGAGCUGCACUGUUACGAUGUGGACUCUCAGACCUGGGAGGUGAUCCAACCCAGCCUCGACAGUGAGAUGCCAAGUGGGAGGCUCUUCCACGCUGCGGCUGUGAUUCAAGAUGCCAUGUACAUCUUUGGGGGGACUGUGGACAACAAUGUGCGCAGCGGGGAAAUGUACAGAUUCCAGUUCUCAAGCUACCCUAAAUGCACCCUUCAUGAGGAUUAUGGGAAACUGUGGGAGAACCGUCAGUUCUGCGAUGUGGAGUUUAUUCUGGGCGAGAGGGAGGAGAGAGUCUUGGGGCAUAUUGCCAUAGUGACUGCAAGGUGUCAGUGGCUGCGGAAGAAAAUCCUGCAGGCUCGGGAUAGGCAGAAACAGAGGACCAAACGGGAGAGCAGUGAGGAAAGCGACGAGGGAGCAGCUGGAGGCCCGAGGGAUAUCCCAACAGGCAAUAGGCCUUCGGGCACGCAGCCCUUGCUGGAAGUAUCCAUCAGGGAAGCAGAAGCCCAGCCUUUUGAAGUACUAAUGCAGUUUCUCUACACAGACAAAAUCCAGUAUCCCCGCAGAGGUCACGUCCAAGAUGUCCUUCUGAUUAUGGAUGUGUACAAACUUGCACUGAGUUUUAAGCUUUCUCGGCUGGAGCAGCUUUGCGUUCAGUACAUCGAGGCCUCUGUGGAUCUGCAGAACGUUCUUAGUGUUUGUGAGAAUGCCAACAAGCUGCAGCUGGACCAGCUCAAGGAGCACUGUCUUAACUUUGUGGUGAAGGAAUCACACUUUAACCAGGUGAUCAUGACAAAAGAGUUUGAGCUCCUUUCCACCCCRCUGAUUGUGGAGAUAGUGCGUCGAAAGCAGCAGCCUCCCCCCAGAGUGUAUUCAGACCAGCCUGUGGAUAUUGGAACCUCCCUUGUCCAGGACAUGAAAGCCUACCUGGAGGGGGGCGGUCUGGAGUUCUGUGAUAUCAUUCUGCUCUUAGACGGACACCCACGCCCUGCACAUAAAGCAAUACUGGCAGCCCGAUCCAGUUACUUCGAGGCGAUGUUUCGCUCCUUCAUGCCAGAGGACGGUCAGGUAAAUAUAUCCAUUGGUGAAAUGGUCCCAAGUAAACAGGCAUUUGAGUCUAUGCUGCGUUAUAUCUACUACGGUGACGUCAACAUGCCUCCAGAGGAUUCUCUCUAUUUGUUUGCUGCACCAUAUUAUUAUGGCUUCUCCAACAAUAGGCUGCAGGCGUACUGUAAGCAGAACCUGGAGAUGAACGUCACUGUGGAAAAUGUCUUGCAGAUUCUGGAGGCAGCAGACAAGACCCAGGCUCUGGACAUGAAGAAGCACUGCCUCCACAUWAUUGUCCACCAGUUCAUCAAGGUAUCCAAGCUUCCCAACCUGCGGUCUCUCAGCCAGCUGCUGCUGUUGGACAUCAUUGAGUCUCUAGCUACGCACAUAUCAGAUAAACAGUGUGCCGAGAUGUGCUCUGACAUUUAGGAUCACUCAGAGUGGAGCUCUUUUCUCUCUGUUAGAAGCCAUAAUUAUCCUGUACAUACUUCUAUACAUUCCCUCCCUGUUUUUUUUAACCCUUGCAUGUCAGACUCAUGUUCAAUAGAGGUCUUUUACCCUCAGCACUCAUGGUUCACUGUACGUUUCAAUCAGCACUGAAGAAUCUUGCUUAGAAACUUUCUUGUAAAAAUCUCUUUUUAUAUUCUUUGUCAUUUUUUUUGUAUGCACAACAAACAAGCAAGGUUUUUCUCUGAUUGGACUCUAGCAUUUCUUUAAAUUAUAUAAUUUUACUUGUCUUAGAGAUGUUUAAAUGAUGUUUUAAGGCUGGUCAUCAGAUUAUUUCUUUUAUUUAAAUACACGUACCCCAUUUAAUGCAUAACUAUGUAAAACUACUUGUGUUAUUCUUAUUCAUGAGACACUUUCUAAGUCUGGAUUAAAUGUAAGGAGUCUAAGAUGUCAUCUGGAAAGUAUUAGAAUGUGUAGCAUUUGUGUCAUCAGAUGAAGAUUGUUACUUUUGCUAAWUACAUUUUCAUUCAUACAACACACUAAUGUGUGAUAGUAUCAUCAGUGUUAAAAAUCAUGUACCAUCAUGGGUUUUACAUAUUCAGAUCCUUAAUAAAGUUAACUAAAAUCAG